ACCGUCCUGGGAAAUUGAUGAAAGCUUCUUCCUUUUUAAUCCUCCUAACAUUAAGUGAGAAGACGAAGAAGAAAGACUAAAACCCCAAAAUAGUGGAAGAUUUAGAGGAAAUAGACAAGAGAGCAUUCUGAUUCAUGUGAUUCUGGUUUCGUUACUUUUUGAUUUUCAUCUCGUGCUUCUCUUCUGUGUCGUUUUCUAGGCAAUUUCGUGAUCGUUUAUCCUCAGGCGACUGUUUCUUUUCGGUUUCUGUGUAUUGAUUGAUUAUAAAGUCUCGAACUUUCCCGGAAACUGGAUCUGGGUUUUGCCGUUUCUACUCUCCUGAGAAAGAUAAGAUGAAUCUUUACGGGAAAGACAAUAUCGGCCUGAGAAAAGGGAUUUUCUCUGUGCUCUCAUUCGUCGUUUUGCUGUUCAACGCUUCGACUUCGUCUUCAUCAUCUGAAGCGAUCACAAUAAAGCCAAGACAUUUAUCUUUGCUAAAGAGUGCUUUACAACGGUCAAGUGGAGAACAGUCUAAUCUUUGGAGGCCAAUGAUUGAUCAAGGAUGGAGUCCAUGUAUUGAUUUUGGAAACUCCCCUUCAUUGCCGGAUAAAACCGAGGGAUAUAUUCAGGUAUUUCUCGAUGGAGGACUGAACCAGCAACGAAUGGGUAUAUGUGAUGCAGUUGCGGUUGCUAAGAUAUUGAACGCAACACUCGUGAUCCCAUAUCUCGAAGUAAAUCCUGUUUGGCAAGAUUCAAGUUCCUUUGUUGAUAUAUUUGAUGUUGAUCAUUUUAUCGAUGCGUUAAAGGAUGACAUAAGAGUAGUUAGAGAGCUUCCUGAGGAAUACUCUUGGAGCACAAGAGAGUAUUACGGCACAGCAGUCCGUGAAACUCGAAUUAAAACCGCACCUGUUCAUGCUUCUGCCAAAUGGUAUAUCGAGAAUGUCUCACCGGUUCUUCAAAGCUAUGGGAUUGCUGCUAUAUCUCCAUUCUCUCACCGUCUUUCGUUCGAUCACUUACCUGCUGAGAUCCAACGUCUAAGAUGCAAAGUAAAUUUUCAAGCUUUACGCUUUGUCCCUCACAUUACAUCACUUGGCGAUGCUCUUGUGAGCCGUCUUAAAAACCCAUCAUGGAGAAGCAACAAGGAGAAAAAGAAUGUGGAUCAUUUAGGGGACAUGAUUAACUCGCACAGCAGACGAGAGCCCGGGAAGUUCGCUGUUCUGCAUCUUCGCUUCGACAAGGACAUGGCUGCGCAUUCGGCUUGUGAUUUUGGAGGAGGCAAAGCCGAGAAACUUGCAUUGGCGAAAUACAGACAAAUGAUUUGGCAAGGAAGAGUCUUGAAUUCUCAAUUCACAGACGAAGAGUUAAGAAGCCAAGGACGGUGUCCGCUAACACCUGAAGAAAUGGGACUUCUUUUAGCUGCUUUCGGAUUCGACAACAAUACUCGUCUCUAUCUCGCAUCCCACAAGGUAUAUGGAGGAGAAGCUAGAAUCUCAGCAUUAAGACAAGUUUUCCCAAGAAUGGAAGACAAAAGAAGCCUUGCUUCUUCUGAAGAACGAGCUCGAAUCAAAGGCAAAGCUUCUUUAUUAGCUGCACUGGAUUACUAUGUAAGCAUGCACAGUGACAUUUUCAUAUCUGCAUCACCUGGAAACAUGCACAAUGCUCUCGUGGGUCAUCGAACGUUCGAGAAUCUUAAGACGAUUAGACCAAACAUGGCGUUGAUUGGACAGCUUUUCCUCAACAAAAGCAUCACUUGGGUCGAUUUUCAACAGGCGCUUGGUGAAGGACAUGUCAAUAGACAAGGACAGAUCCGGUUAAGAAAACCAAAACAAUCGAUUUAUACUUAUCCGGCGCCUGAUUGUAUGUGUCAUGUUUGAUUAGACAAGUCUUAAAAAAAUCUUUAGGUUUCUCUGCUAAUAAGAGCUCAAUUCUUGAUGAGGCUGGUUGGUUUAUCUUGAGGGUUAAUAAAAUAAUAUUCACAUC
This is a messenger RNA of Eutrema salsugineum, 1959 nucleotides long. RefSeq names its product O-fucosyltransferase 39. Bases 333 to 1853 code for a protein of 506 amino acids. NCBI's taxonomy places the organism in Eukaryota, Viridiplantae, Streptophyta, Magnoliopsida, Brassicales, Brassicaceae. The transcript has 8 exons. The record is from RefSeq and is a predicted model, not a curated record.